Caenorhabditis elegans is the source of this 364-nucleotide messenger RNA. RefSeq lists its product as uncharacterized. Lineage: Eukaryota; Metazoa; Nematoda; Chromadorea; Rhabditida; Rhabditidae. The record is from RefSeq and is marked reviewed.
UUUUAGAAGCUUCAGAGGAAUGUUUUCUUAAUUUUCUUGACAAUUCGAAGAAAUGACUCUCCACAACAUUGCAUUGCACCUUCUCCCGGUUUUUAUUUUCGCUAUUUUUCUCAUAAUUCUGAUCUUCGUGUGUCGGAAAGCAGACUCAAAGAUUAUUUCAAGGUUCUCAUCGAGAAGAUCAAGCCAAAUGUCACUCGCAUCCCGGAAAUCGAGUUCUGCGACAAAUCCCCGUCAAUGUGCAAUGAAUUUGGUCACAAAUUCAUCAGAUUUUAUGGAGAAGGAACCAAUUUCUGAGAAACCUGUAUUUGUUUAACUUUUUCCACUUUUUGUAUAUAUUUUUUUUAAAAUAAAAGCUGCUGCUACU